Messenger RNA from Neofelis nebulosa (Clouded leopard), 8865 nucleotides. RefSeq names its product RAS protein activator like 2 (gene RASAL2). The coding region runs from base 314 to 4468 and encodes 1384 amino acids. The record is from RefSeq and is a predicted model, not a curated record. Gene Ontology annotation, biological process: regulation of GTPase activity. The transcript has 18 exons. NCBI's taxonomy places the organism in Eukaryota, Metazoa, Chordata, Mammalia, Carnivora, Felidae.
UGAAAACUUAGUACAGAAAUGUAACCUACUGCAGCAAGCGAGAUGAUCUUCUGGAAAUCUUUACUUUUGCUUCACUCUGAGGAUAAUUUGCUUCAGGCAAGAGAUUUUUGGGUGCUGCUGAAAUUUCGGAGAUCUGGGAAAAUGGGGUAAUAACAUGACACCAGCUCUUAAGCAGCAACAUCUGCUGUGGUUCAAAGCCACACAAAGAAAGCUGCUUAAGCAGUUGAAUAUUUUGGACUGCACGGACAAGUGUGGUUCAACUGCAAAGACUGCAGAGUGGAGGAAACUUAAAGUUUAGAGAAGUUGUUUAAAAAUGGAGUCGUGGAAGAUGAGCAUCUUUAAGAGACAAACAUCACCUUGUCCUCCAAGCUAUCGAAGAUCUUUGUCAGAACCUGCUUAUGCAAAUUCAGAGAUAGGAACAAGCUUAAAGAAUUAUCCUUGGCGUGGUCCAGUGAAAAGCAAGAGGAAGAAAAAUGAACAUGCUGUUUCCAACCUAGGAAAGCCACUGGGUGCUUAUCGGUGGCAAACACAUCCCAGCUUUAGGUGGAAAGGGGGCAAAAGGGAGAGAUGGCAGACUAAUAAAGGAGACGUGGAUGAAGCACAACACAAGGUCGUGCCAAAGAUGGUUGGUAAUAAUGCCUCUUCCUCUGCUAAUGAGGUCCUUGGAACAUCAACAGAGAAGCUGAACCUGGUCAACACCCGGUCACUUCGGGUUCCAUUCACCAGAUCUAUUUCAGAGCCAGAACCCCGCUGCAGUAUCAGAUUUGGUAGACCGUGGCCGACUUCAGUGAGGUCAGAGGAGUCUGAGCAGCAGGGAUAUUUCAUCCGUGGCAUUUUUUCUACUCUUUCCAAUGGCUUCUCCAGGAUGCUGAGUUUAAGAGGAGAAUCAACCAAUGAGCCAGUAAGAGAAGAUGUGAAGGGGCCACCCACCCAUCGUCUGUCUUGCGGCCAGUCACCCUACACGGAAACGACAACGUGGGAGCGGAGGUACUGCAUCCUCACGGACAGCCAGCUGGUGCUGCUCAACAAGGAGAAGGAGAUACCUGUGGAGGGAGGACAGGAGCAGCAGACAGAUUCCACCAAAGGGCGAUGCCUGAGGAGAACCGUCAGUGUCCCUUCGGAGGGCCAGUUUCCUGAGUACCCACCAGAGGGCGCCACUAAACUGGAGGUGCCGGCAGAAAGGUCCCCCCGCAGACGGAGUAUCUCAGGGACCAGUACAUCAGAGAAACCCAACUCCAUGGACACUGUAAAUACCUCACCCUUCAAAGUACCAGGGUUCUUCAGCAAGCGCCUGAAAGGCUCCAUCAAGAGGACCAAAAGCCAAUCAAAGCUUGACAGAAACACGAGCUUUCGGCUUCCAUCCCUUCGUAACACAGAUGACAGGGCUCGUGGUCUGCCUAAACUAAAAGAGUCACGUUCCCAUGAGUCCUUGCUGAGCCCUUGCAGUGCAGUUGAGUGUCUGGAUCUUGGCAGAGGAGAGCCCGUGUCAGUGAAACCACUCCAUAGUAGCAUCCUUGGACAAGAUUUCUGCUUUGAGGUUACCUACUUAAGUGGAAGUAAAUGCUUCAGCUGUAACUCUGCUUCAGAGAGAGAUAAGUGGAUGGAAAACCUUCGUAGGACAGUUCAACCAAAUAAGGACAAUUGCAGACGAGCUGAAAAUGUUCUUCGUUUAUGGAUCAUUGAAGCCAAGGACCUUGCCCCUAAAAAGAAAUAUUUCUGUGAACUGUGCCUUGAUGAUACCCUCUUUGCUCGUACAACCAGCAAGACCAAAGCAGAUAAUAUUUUCUGGGGCGAACAUUUUGAAUUCUACAGCCUUCCACCUCUUCAUAGCAUCACAGUUCACAUUUAUAAAGAUGUGGAAAAAAAGAAAAAAAAAGACAAGAAUAAUUAUGUCGGGCUAGUCAACAUUCCCACUGCCAGUGUGACUGGUCGCCAGUUUGUAGAAAAGUGGUACCCAGUGAGUACCCCUACGCCCAACAAAGGAAAGACAGGCGGACCUUCUAUUCGGAUUAAAUCACGGUUCCAAACUAUCACCAUUCUGCCUAUGGAGCAAUACAAAGAAUUUGCAGAAUUUGUCACCAGCAACUACACCAUGCUGUGUUCUGUCCUUGAACCAGUAAUUAGUGUGAGAAAUAAAGAGGAGUUGGCUUGUGCCUUAGUACACAUUCUUCAAAGUACCGGCAGAGCCAAGGAUUUUCUGACCGACUUGGUGAUGUCUGAGGUGGAUCGCUGUGGAGAGCAUGAUGUCUUGAUCUUCAGAGAGAACACCAUUGCCACCAAAUCCAUUGAGGAAUACCUCAAGUUGGUGGGACAACAGUAUCUUCAUGACGCAUUGGGGGAGUUCAUCAAAGCUCUGUACGAGUCAGAUGAGAACUGUGAGGUGGAGCCCAGCAGGUGUUCCUCUAGUGAACUGAUAGAGCAUCAGAGCAACCUGAAAAUGUGCUGUGAGCUGGCUUUCUGCAAGAUCAUCAACUCGUACUGUGUUUUCCCUCGUGAGUUGAAAGAAGUGUUUGCGUCAUGGAAGCAGCAGUGCCUGAACCGUGGCAAACAGGACAUCAGCGAGCGGCUCAUCAGUGCCUCGUUAUUUCUGCGUUUUCUGUGCCCAGCCAUUAUGUCUCCCAGUCUUUUCAACCUGAUGCAAGAGUAUCCUGAUGACCGCACGUCUCGGACUCUGACUCUAAUUGCCAAGGUCAUUCAGAACCUGGCUAACUUUGCCAAAUUUGGUAACAAAGAAGAAUACAUGGCAUUCAUGAAUGAUUUUUUAGAACAUGAAUGGGGUGGAAUGAAGCGCUUUCUUUUGGAGAUCUCUAAUCCGGACACCAUCUCGAACACGCCAGGCUUUGAUGGUUACAUUGAUCUGGGCCGAGAGCUUUCAGUUUUGCAUUCCUUACUGUGGGAAGUAGUUUCCCAACUUGAUAAGGGUGAAAAUUCCUUCCUACAGGCGACCGUGGCAAAAUUGGGACCUCUCCCUCGAGUUCUUGCUGAUAUUACCAAGUCUCUGACUAAUCCUACACCAAUACAACAGCAACUAAGACGCUUCACUGAGCAUAACUCCAGUCCAAAUGUCAGUGGAAGCCUCUCCUCUGGGCUGCAGAAAAUAUUCGAAGACCCCACUGACAGUGAUUUGCAUAAACUAAAAUCUCCAAGCCAGGACAACACUGAUAGCUACUUCAGAGGGAAAACAUUACUGCUGGUGCAGCAAGCGUCCUCCCAGAGCAUGACUUACUCUGAAAAGGAUGAGAAGGAAAGUAGCCUUCCUAACGGUCGGAGCAUCUCCCUCAUGGACCUUCAGGACACUCACGCUGCUCAAGUGGAGCAUGCGCCUGUCAUGCUCGAUGUGCCUAUGCGCUUAACUGGAAGCCAGCUUUCCAUAACCCAGGUGGCCAGCAUCAAACAACUGCGGGAAACCCAGAGCACUCCCCAGAGCGCACCCCAAGUGAGAAGGCCCCUGCACCCGGCCUUGAACCAGCCAGGCAGCCUCCAGCCCUUGUCAUUCCAGAACCCUGUCUAUCACCUCAAUAACCCAAUUCCGGCAAUGCCAAAGGCCUCUGUGGAUUCCAGUUUGGAGAACCUAAGCACUGCCAGUUCCAGAAGCCAAAGUAACAGUGAGGAUUUCAAACUCAGCGGGCCCAGCAAUAGCAGUAUGGAAGAUUUCACCAAACGCAGCACCCAGAGUGAGGAUUUCUCCAGGCGGCAUACUGUGCCAGACAGACACAUACCUCUUGCUCUGCCACGGCAGAAUAGUACCGGGCAGGCCCAGAUCCGGAAAAUGGACCAGGCUGGGUUAGGUGCCCGAGCCAAAGCCCCGCCAUCCCUGCCACAUAGUGCUUCCUUACGUAGCACGGGGAGCAUGUCGGUGGCCUCUGCAGCCCUCAUGGCCGAACCUGUGCAGAAUGGGAGCCGGUCCCGGCAGCAGUCUUCCUCCUCCAGAGAGAGCCCUGUUCCCAAAGUGAGAGCGAUCCAGAGACAACAAACACAGCAGGUUCAGUCACCUGUGGACUCUGCCACAAUGUCCCCAGUAGAGAGGACAGCAGCCUGGGUUCUGAACAAUGGACAAUAUGAAGAGGAUGUGGAAGAAACUGAGCAAAAUCAAGAUGAAUCCAAGCAUGCUGAGAAGUACGAGCAGGAAAUCACGAAGCUGAAGGAGCGCCUGCGAGUGUCCAGCCGGCGGCUGGAGGAGUAUGAGCGCCGCUUGCUGGUGCAGGAGCAACAGAUGCAGAAGCUGCUGCUGGAGUACAAGGCGCGGCUGGAGGACAGCGAGGAGCGCCUGCGCAGGCAGCAGGAGGAGAAGGACAGCCAGAUGAAAAGCAUCAUCAGCAGGCUCAUGGCUGUGGAAGAGGAACUGAAGAAGGACCACGCUGAGAUGCAAGCCGUUAUUGAUGCAAAGCAAAAAAUAAUUGAUGCACAGACUAAAGUUGCCACUGUAUUUGACAUGUUACCACCUUACUUCGAGCAUGUAUCUGGAUGAUUAGAACACCUGGCGAAAAACCAGAAAGGACGUGCUUACGGGAACAUUCUUCUGAAGUUCUGUCUUAGCAUUGAGGACAACGUGUUGGAGAACUUCCCACCGGACAGGCAAAGAGUGUUCGGAUGGAGGAGGACAAACCCACCAUUAAUGUGUCGUAUUGCGAGGAUGCCCUCGGAGAGCUCCUCACUCUGGACGGCCUGAGGUCUCUGUAACAGCUCGGGUGGCUAGUGAGGAAAGUGCCCUCCGCUUCUCCGGAAGUGUGGCCUCCCUCCGCUUCUCAGCCACCACUGUCCUCUCUUUCUUCUCCAGGGAGAUGAAUGCGGUUUGUUUCAGGACUGGUGUUGUCUCGUUGGGGUUUGGGUGCCUGUUUGGUUGUCAUUCUCAAGGUUACUGUUCCCAGAUGCCUCCAUCUUCCUCUGCUUACCUCCUGCACCCUAUAAAAUCCAGGGAUGCCAGUUUUUCCUCACAGGUGUAGCUCUGUAGUCACCUCUUCGUAUAUCCGGAGUUAUUUCUGAGCGCCUGGAACAAACGUGUGUUCUCAUCUGCUAGCAUCGUAGACCAAAAGUCACUCAAAAUCCAGACAAGAUGGUGUGAGAAGGCUCCGGGUCUGCCGACAUGGGCUAUUUUUUGUUCACUUCAAAGCCAACCCAUUUCAGUCUGAAUUGCUCGUGACCUAACGUAAGCUUUAAGACUUCUCGGAUCUGAAACAGCAAACAGAGAGAAACUGCCGUUGCUGUCUUGUGACCUCCCGGCCUAAACUGCCCACCGCUAUGCCCUUUGUGACCAGCCAUACCCUUUCUUUUUCUUACCUACGCCCCCCGCCCCCCACCAGUCUCUGUGAAGGAUCGCACCUACCCCAACGGGAAAGUACAUGAAUCAAUUGUGUUAGGACAGGAGGACCACCGCCUCCACCACCACUGCCCACCCCCUCCAAGGGGGGGGUCCGGAGAGUCUGAUGACAAACGGGGCUGAAACAAAUGACUUACCGGUGCUUCUCAGUCCCAUUUAUCAGAAUCACUACUGAACUUUGAAAUCAGAAAAGAUGCCUCUUGAGCUCCACCACCGACCGGGUCACUGAUCUCUCUAGGGACUGGGGUUGGGCUUCCCCGCCCGCUUCCCCAGGCCGUAACUUCAGCUGGGGUUAACAACCACUAGUGCAUAUUGAGCCCUGAGCACUGGGUGCAUCUGUUACAAUGUCUCUCUGUCCCUGUCCCUGGAAUGGGGACAAGCUGGCUGCAGGUGUGUUUCCUUGCCUUCUGUUUUCAAUUUAAAAUGCGGCUAAAACUAAUGCUAUAUACUCUACCUUCCGACACACACAUGGUUGCCACCAUUUCCACCCUUUAAAGCUGUGAGGCAGAAAUUGUCCCCAUUAAUAGGGAACAGAUACAUUCCCACAGAGGUGGCCAGAAGGCGGAAUUCCCCGUUUUGACCCCAAUUUUCCCAUUAUUGGCUUUACUUUUGCAGAGAAGGAAGAUGGUUUCCGGUUUGGUUCCCUCCCACACCCAAAAAAAAAAGAGUCCUUGACUUUUGGAAACCCAGUACUCGGCACUGCGGUCUUACUGAACUUCUAAAAUAACGAUCCGAUGUCCAAUUGCAUCACUUGCAUCAUUUGCACCUGUUCCUCUUUCAACAGCGAAAUGCACGGAGGGCUCGCUCGUUCCUCCCCAGGGCCCCGGACGGGCCUGUGCACGCGCGCGUGCACGUACACACGCACGCGCACACCACCGUUCUUUCUAGAAACGAGUUUGUGAGGUUUUAGAACGAGUUGCCAGGGGCUCUUUCUUUGGCCUGUGAGUAAACUGCAGUGAGCUACCAGAUAAAUGCCAGCCUCUUUUCUUGUAACAUCAGGAUUUGGUUAGAUGACCUGUAAGGAACUCUCUAACUCUGACAUCUUAACGAUCAUUCUCUGGUAUAAUUGAAAAACGUGCUUCAAGCUUUUGCUGCAGUAUUUAGGAACACUUCUUCCUCUUCACAAUGUCCCAUCUCAUAAUACUUUAAAAGAACAGAGGACUGGGCAGGGUGGGGAGCCUGGAACAAAUGUAUAUUCGGAUGAGCAACAGUGAUGCUGGUAAUAAUAGCUAAUGUUUGUAUUUAUUGAGCACUUACUACGUGCUAAUUUGCUAAGCACUUUAUCUGGAAUAUUUCACUUAAUACCAACCAUAUGAAUUAGGUUUCAUUGGCCCUAAUUCGUGAGAAAACUGAUAUUCAGAAAGAUUAAAUUACUUGCCCCAGGUCGCAGGACUAACAAGUAGAAAGCCAGACCCCAAUACAGGUCCUUCUGAUUACGCUGUCUUCAUUUAAAACAAACAAACAAACAAACAGCUCAAGAAACAUGUUACAGAGAGAAGAAAAAGAUCUGAAAAAGUCUCAGCACAGGCACCAACCUGUCACCAUGUGCCAGCGUGGGAACAGCAGUGGGAACAGAGGAGCUACUGUUCCCAAGCUUUUCCUCCAGGUUUAUUGGUUUUGACGGUGUCACCUUGCAUUGUCAAGCCAUCUGACCAAAAGCAGGGGUGGUCUGAAGUCUCACCUCACUCAAAAAUUGGUCUUUCACAUCUUCUGGGUCCAGGAGAGCUGGGAUGGUAAAAUCUGCUUUCAGGAUUCCAAAGACCUGCCCUGAAAAAGAAAGGGCUGCCUGGUUCAGAGAAAAUUAGCCUAUUGUCGUCAGACGCUUGAAGUUCUCAACAGGACUGCCCACUGGACACCACAGAUGCUGCACAGAGAUUUAGGAUUUCAAAAAGGAAGAGGAAAGAAACUGCUGGGCUGGAGGAUGCUCAGCCACAAUUAGGACUAACCAGCCAGUGGCCGCGGCCAGGCAGUCCUCCCCUUCUCUGUCUCUCCUGUAUUUCCCCCCUUCCUUUUAACAAAUCCAUUAAGCAGAUACUCCGCACCGUGCUGGAAAUACUCACCUAUCCCUGGGCCCACAUUUUAAAGGCCAACGCUACCCCGGAAAGCUCUAAGUAGGUUCUCUGAGCCAAUAAACACGCUCAGCCUUGGGCCACGAGCCGCUGUCAUCUUCCCGGGAACUACAUGCAGCCUCGUGACAGGGCUACCCUGUAUCUGUAGAGCAUUUUAUAGUUUAUGACGCCCCACUGCAUAAUUACCUCAUCGUUGGCUCGCAACAACCCCGUGAUGGAGGCAGGGUAGUUUUUACUGCACCUCUUCUGCAGCUGAGGAAGAGGAGGUUCUGAAGGGAGGAUACUUGCUCCCCGAGCUUUAACAGUAGUCAGGUCGCUAGCUCCAGGCUCCUCGCCCUUGUUCCUUUUGUUCCGGUUCCCUUCCCUGCACUUGAUGCUGUCUCACGAAAAGGUCUCGGGUGCCCUGUGCUAAGGAGCGGCCGUCCGGAUUUAACUGCUCCGCUGUUCGGAGCGGGUCCUUGGUGACCAGAGGCAGUUACCUGAUGCUGGCGCUGGAGUUUUGCCUUUAGACUCUGGGUGUUCGGGUGAGCUCACGCGUUGGGCCUGAGUGGCGGCAGCUGUCUCUCUCAUAGCACUGCCACCUCCUUCAGUGGUCACAGCUAUAGGAGGGGGAAAUAAAGGAGUCAUUGCAAAUACGGCCGGGAGCAGGGUGGUCUGAGAUUGGUGGCUGCCCCUGAGCUAGAAGACGGGCACGGAGAGCCACCGACCGCUCUGCACACAGCCGCUGCAGAGACCGACCGUCCGGGCCAGAUCUUGACCCGCCCCCACAGGCUCACAUACCCAGCCCCUCGGUUGUUACGCCAUCGUCCCCCAGAGAGCGUCCCUGACAGCAGGACUUGUGGGGCCUGGGCAGUAUUAUGAGAACUCUUCCCAGGGGCAGAUGUUUUCUUUCACACCCCAGGGGCCCGAUGCCCUCAUGGCUCUGCCGGCGUCCCGGAGCCCCCACCGUUGGCAGUCAGGGACCCCUAACGUCGCCAUCAAGAAGCAGCACUUCAGACUCAAGGUAUUCCAAAACCAAGCUCAGCCUCCCCCCAACAACCUCCUCUCCCCUAUGUGGCUGCCCGUCUCCUGAGGCCCAGAGACCCCAGGGUCCUCAGCUGCUCUCUGACUCCCUCUCCUGUCCAGUCACCAAACCCCUGUCGGUGCCUUGCAAAGGUCUUUUUUGUUUUUUUUUUCCAAAUAUGGAACGAUCAUAUUGUUUUUGUGGUAUAUUAUUGUAAAAUAUUUAAACAAAAGUAUCCCCUCCCCUGACCCAGGGGCAACCACUGUUAACAGUUUGCUAUAGAAUAUUCUUCACACACUUGGGUUUUAUAAUUUGAAUGCAUAAAGAUCUACCUUACUCUCUUUAAACGCUGCAUAGUAUUUCAUUGAAUGUACCAUAACUUACUUAACCCAUCUGCUUUCAAUGGACAUUAGAUUGCCUCCGACUUCUCACUGUAAUAGUGCUGCAAUAAAAGAGCCCUGUGUGGAGGACGCAUA